This is a messenger RNA of Protopterus annectens (West African lungfish), 3360 nucleotides long. It is a transcript of the gene HEATR6, whose product is annotated as HEAT repeat containing 6. NCBI's taxonomy places the organism in Eukaryota, Metazoa, Chordata, Ceratodontiformes, Protopteridae. The record is from RefSeq and is a predicted model, not a curated record.
AUGACGCUAACCACUGCACCACCUCGGACUUUGUACAUUCUCCAUAAUGCACAAGUCAUUGUUGAUGAAAGGAGUCUGGAUUUCCUUGUUUUCUAUAUUGUCCAAGCACUGAAGCAGUGUAGUUCGUGGACGCACGCAGAGAUUCUACAAGCACUAGCUGCUGUCGUGUAUAGUAAUGGGCCAAAAUGUCAAAAGUAUCUCCCAGAAUUGCUGGGCAAAGAUGGACUUUUGCUGCGUUUCACUGAUCCAGCCAAUUCAGAUAUUGAAAACCGAAGAGCUGCUUUACACUGUAUGACAAACCUCUGCUACAGUGUACCUGGGCAGCAGUAUUUGGAUGAGCCAUAUCGAUCUGUUUGCUUCAGAACUUUUCUUGAGGUCUUGCAGUCUACAAAACCCACAGAAGUGGAUGACCUCAUCUUCUGCAGUCUCCUUCAGAAUGUUUUAAAAGGGAUUCAGUCAAUUUUGAAUGGUGGUAAGAUGAAACUAGCAGAAAAUGACAAACUUGGGUGUCUUCUAGCACUUCUGAAGAAGUACAUGUUCCAUGGACUUCCUGGGCUGAAUUUGGAAAUACCAGCAGUUCUAUACCCAGCCCCUUUGCCCCAGUAUGAAGGAAAGCCAGUUACAAAACAAGAACCAACAGAAUCUUCAAGCACUCCUACACAGACAGGGAAUAAAAAAAAGAAGACUAGGCCAAAACAUAAGAAAGAACAUGCAGGGGAUGAGACAACACCACAUACUGAAGAUGAUGCUGACACACGACUGCUUCAUAGAAUGGAUCAGUUACAUCUGAGUAAUGCAGAUGCCCAAAACAAUUUCAGUAUGAGUCCUCCAAGCACUGCAGUCGUUUAUGACACAAGAAGGGGCACUUUUUCUUCACCUAGUCUAAGCUGGAAAAGAGUAACAAGCUCUGAAUCAGAAUACUCUGACACAGAGGGUGGAAUGCAGAACAAAUUGAGAUCUUACCAAGCCCGGGUUCGACAAGGAGCUUUAAUUUGCUUCCUUUCUACUGUUAAGUCACUGGAGAAAAAAGUCUUGUAUGGUUACUGGUCUUCAUUUGUUCCCGAUACGUCUGCCAUAGGAAGUCCACACUCCGUAUCAUUGAUGACUAUUGCAUUAAAAGACCCCUCACCAAAGACAAGGGCUUCUGCUUUGCAAGUGCUGUCUGCCAUGUUGGAAGGAUCAAAGCAGUUUCUUUCUGUUGCCGAAGAUGCCAGUAAUCAUCGUCAGGCAUUCACUCCUUUGUCAGUGACUCUUGCAUUUAGUAUACGAGAGCUGCACAGAUGCCUGCUACUGGCAUUGGUAGCUGAGUCCUCCUCACAGACCCUUACACAGAUAAUUAAGUGUUUAGCUCAUUUAGUAUCGAAUGUGCCUUACAACAGAUUAAAACCAGGUUUGCUUACAAGAGUUUGGAAUCAGAUAAAACCGUAUAUACGACACAGAGAUGUCAAUGUCAGGGUCUCCAGCCUCACUUUGCUUGGAGCUAUAGUUUCCGCACAAGCUCCUUUACCAGAAGUACAACUGUUAUUACAACAACCUAGCUCAUCAGGGCUUCUUAAUAGUGGUUCAGCAACCCCACGUCACCUGAAUGACUCUGAAUGGUGGAGGAAACCUCAACUUCUAGAACUCGAUGGGCAUUCUAAGGACAAUUUGGAAGUUUUGCCAUCCGAACCAUGUUGGUUGGUUCAUCAGUGCAUAACCAUUAUUGUGUUGCCUCGAGAAGAGUAUCAUUCUGAUAGUGAUACAAACACUACAUCUAGCUGUUCCUAUGAGCCUUCUCCUGUUCGACUAGAGGCACUUCAGGUGCUAGCAUAUCUUGUCAAAGGGUACUUUUCCAUAACCCAGAGCUUUCUGUUGGAGCUUGGAGAUGUUGCUUGCAAAUGCAUGGAAGAAGCAGAUCCAUCAGUGCAGCUUCAUGGUGCCAAGCUGCUUGAAGAACUGGGAUCAGGUAUAAUUCAACAAUACAAAUCUGAUUCCUCUGUGCCUCCCAGCCAUAGAAUACCUGUUCAGCUGGCUGUGACAUUCUGGUCAACAAUGUUAAGUGGACCAUUACCUGUGGCCCUUCAAAACAUUCAGCAUCCAACCUUACAGACCAGUGCAUGUGAUGCCCUUUCCUCUAUUCUUCCAGAGGCUUUCAACAAACUCCAGGAUGUGAUGUUUGUUGCUGACACUGCAAAUGCUGUCCUAACAUCUCUUGGUGACAAGUCCCCGAAUGUUCGGGCUAAGGCUGCUUGGUCUUUGGGUAACCUCACAGACACACUUAUAGCCAACAUGGAAGUGAUGGGGAAGAGCUUCCAGGAGGAAUUUUCAGACCUACUUUUGCUGAAAUUAUUAAAAUUGGCAACCCAGGCUUCCAAAGAUAAAGAUAAGGUUAAGAGUAAUGCAGUUCGAGCACUGGGAAAUUUGCUUCACUUUCUGCAAUCUUAUCACAUAGAGAAGCCUCAAUUCAGAGAGAGUGUAGAAGAUGCUCUUCAGGCUCUGAUUCUCACAGUGCAGAGUGAUGUCACCAUGAAAGUGAGGUGGAAUGCUUGUUAUGCACUAGGAAACGUGUUCAAGAAUUCUGCCUUACCUCUAGGUACAGCUCCAUGGUCUGCCCAGGCAUACAGUGCUCUAACGUCUGUUGUAAAGUCUUGUAAGAACUUUAAAGUCCGCAUCAAGUCUGCUAUGGCUCUUUCUAUCCCAAGUACUCGGAGGUGUUAUGGGAGUCCUGAGCAGUAUAGUGAGAUUUGGAAUGCCUUGAUUCUAGCUUUGGAAAAGAGUGAAGAUACUCAAGACUUCCUGGAAUUUAAGUAUUGUACCAGCUUAAGAACUCAGAUAUGCCAAGCUCUGAUACACUUACUCAGCCUUGCAGACUCAGGAGAUUUACCUUGUAUUAAAAAAUCCUUGAUGGAAAAAGGCAGUACAACUAAAUCAUACCUGCUUUAUUAUUUAAAUUCAAAGGUGGAAGGAGAUGAAGCCAUUGAAUUCUCACAGCCAUAUGAAAGAUUCAGCAUGCUACAAGAAACUGUGAAGCAUAUAUGCAAUAUAAAGGCUGCACCAGAGUAUACAGUGCCAAUAGUUAAGUAUUUGGAAGAGGUUAUGUCAAGUAGCAUGGAAGCAGUAAUGUCAUAAAGUAAUUCUCAUACUACACUGUUUUGAUAAUGCAUACAAACUAAGAUCUGUAAUGUCAGCUGUGAUCAUGUAGGAAAGGUUGGCUCCAGAAAGUUUUGUCAGGGUUGAAUAAACAUUUAGAAAUGUAUCAUUCACCACUGUGCAUCACUGCUCUAGUGAAGAUCAAGGUUUAAGUGUAAAUUUACUAAUACAGUACUGUUUCAUGCUGAUGUAUACUCUGGGGACAUGUAUAACCAAAUCUAUUUGAUUAGU